AUUCCUCUGCCUCCCGCUCUAAACGACCCUCCUCAGAUUUAUCUCACCAGUGUUGGGGAUCCUUCCUCUCUCACCCCCAUUAUCCCCAUCGGAGGGUCCAAUCCUGUGCCCCCCCCUCACAUAUCCAUGGCUCCUCAGAUGCAGGAAGACUGUGGGGGAAUCACCAAUAAUGCCAGCUACCCUCCUCACCCCCAAACUGCUCCUCACCCGAAUCAUCAGCCUGUUUUUGUCAUCAUCAAACCCCCUCCCACACAGCAAAUUCAGCAUCAGGCGGCCAUGACGGCUUCUCCUCUCUCCGUCGCUCCUCUUCCUCCAUCUUCUGUCCGUCCUCUUCCUCUUUCUCCUUCUUCUGUCCGCCCUCCUCCUCCUCCUCCCAUCAUCAUCAAGGAGGAGAACCUGCCGUCGGAGGGGGAGGAGCUUCUGAAGAUGGUGCCUCUGGAGGAGAAACAGGUGGAGGAGGUCCCUCAGCUAACCUGUCACUCGGGGGAACUAGAGCCCCCCAUCACCAUCGUGGAGAGCCCCCCUCCCCCCUGCAUGGAGCCAAGCAAGGACUCGCUAACAG
This is a messenger RNA of Notothenia coriiceps (black rockcod), 562 nucleotides long. Its product is annotated as leucine-rich repeat extensin-like protein 3. The record is from RefSeq and is a predicted model, not a curated record. The annotation marks the transcript as partial. NCBI's taxonomy places the organism in Eukaryota, Metazoa, Chordata, Actinopteri, Perciformes, Nototheniidae. The transcript is spliced from 2 exons.